AUGGUCAACUUUGACUCAGAGCGACAAUCGGACAACGAAACGAGCCGUAAAGUCAUUUCCCGCUUUGCCAGAGCGUGGCGUCAACCACCCCCGAUCGAACAGACUCCAGCACCGAUUUCUCUGCAUAGUGUUCAAAGUCAUCCUGUAGGCGAAGUUCGGCACGAACCCAUACUACACCUAUCUAGGGCGCUCCAGUCCUUGAUUGGAACGCCUGCAGCUCAUCUAGUACACUGGCCAGGGCUGUCCAUAUAUUUCAAUCACCUUGAAUCCAAUUUCCUGGUCUUGUUCGACCCUUGUUUCAACAUCCUUUGGUUGCUGUUGGAUUACGAUAUCCCGGCAACCGCAGUUGGGGCAUGGAACUGGUGCCUCGCCGUCAUUGACGCUUAUGACUCUUUUGGAGAUCAGGACCCAAACAUCGAAACUAUUUACAGACGGAUACUACAAACAGCACAGGGCCAACUAAAUCGAAAGACGAAUGCACCCACACCAUCAGAGGACGAAAAGUCGUAUGUUUUCCAAGCAAUUUUCGCGGUCCUCUGCUGGACAUCGGGAACUCUGGAACCCCUGAUCGGAGGCAAGGCUCAACAUGUGCCUCGUACUUCUUUAGACCAGAACUCUUAUGACGAAGACACUGUUACACCAGGCACCGCGGCCUAUCCUUCGCUGUUAGCGCAGAGUUGCACUAAGAUUUACUCAUCAAAUGAAUUGCGGCGACCUACAAGUAAAAUGUUCUAUGCGUAUCAGUCCAGGGCAGACGACAUAGAUGCUUUCAACAUGAACCCAGAUGGCUUCACAGAUUCUCCUCACACCCCUAGACCAAUCAUGGAAGACAUGCUUUAUGAGCCUAGCCUCAACUUCGCAGCUUUGUCUAUCAUCGGUCGCGUAAGCAUUAUGUGGGUUGAUACCAUAUCAGCGCAUCUCUACUUCGACAGGGCGUCGCGGCAAUUAUCAUUGUAUCGGUUUCCCUCGCUUUGUGCUAGCAAAAUACUCUCGAAACAGAAAGCUUCUGUUCUUAGCAGUAUUACAACGAGUGUUUUACCGUCGCAAUACGGCGCCUCGUCGCCCAGGGAACCCGAUUCUGUUCACCGGGAGUUACUGCUGUCUUACAGGCUGUUGUUUGGUCAGUCCCGAAAAGCUCGGAAACUGAUCAAAUCCGUACUCGAACACGUAUCCAAACAGCCAUACAACAAAUAUCAUGUGCAACAGGACCCGGAAAAUUCAAGAAAGGAACAGAAAUGUGAUCCCCUCCUCGGUAUUCUCUGCACUGCGCCUCUUAUUACAGGCCCAACCUUUCUUGGAUUUCACCUUGGUCGACGUAAGGAUCCUCGGUUCCAAGGUUGCAUUUUUCCGUCAUCAGUAGUCGACAUCAAUAGCGAGCUCAUGGAAUCGGAUACAUAUUCUGCCCAAGACGAUUUCCCUACUUUUGGUCCCCGGCUCCUCGCAUUGCAACGGUACAAUAUGCGCCGCCAGCCUAGCAAAGUUACUGAUCUGUGGCUUGGAAAGACCAUGUCAGGGUCCCGGUAUGCGUACAUCAAAGGGGCCAGCAAGACAAUGUUCACUUGGCCGGAGCUACUGUUUCAAGUCUCCGUUAACCCUGUCGAAGGCUCCUGGCUGUGA
This is a messenger RNA of Colletotrichum lupini, 1617 nucleotides long. RefSeq lists its product as uncharacterized. The transcript has 4 exons. The record is from RefSeq and is a predicted model, not a curated record. Bases 1 to 1617 code for a protein of 538 amino acids. NCBI's taxonomy places the organism in Eukaryota, Fungi, Ascomycota, Sordariomycetes, Glomerellales, Glomerellaceae.